Exophiala spinifera is the source of this 1512-nucleotide messenger RNA. RefSeq lists its product as uncharacterized. Gene Ontology annotation, biological process: tRNA splicing, via endonucleolytic cleavage and ligation. NCBI's taxonomy places the organism in Eukaryota, Fungi, Ascomycota, Eurotiomycetes, Chaetothyriales, Herpotrichiellaceae. Gene Ontology annotation, cellular component: mRNA cleavage factor complex; nucleus. Gene Ontology annotation, molecular function: polynucleotide 5'-hydroxyl-kinase activity. The transcript is spliced from 2 exons. Bases 1 to 1512 code for a protein of 503 amino acids. The record is from RefSeq and is a predicted model, not a curated record.
AUGUCUCUGCCGGGUCUUGGACUGUCGGAGCCGGAGGAGGUUUCUACUGUCGAAACUCAACAACAUGACCUAGCAAAAGAAUGUGAAUGGCGGUUCGAAGUCGCCGUGGGCAAAUACAUCCACGUCAAGAUUCUGAGUGGAAAUGCCGAGAUCUUCGGCACCGAACUGGUUGUCGGGAACACCUACAUCUUCACAGGCACGAAAGCUGCCAUCUACACCUGGAAUGGCUGCGCCUUUGAAGUUAGCGGAGACGCUUUACAGAGCGAAUACAAAGCCGAAGAGACGCCAAUGAACGAAUAUGUCAAUGUCCAUUUUGCAUUGGAAAACAUACGCGAGCAAGCCAAGGCCCUUGGGCGAGAAGGGCCCCGAGUUUUGAUCCUGGGACCGGACGAUGCAGGAAAGACUACCCUCGCAAAGAUCCUCACAGGCUAUGCAUACCGAGCAGCCCGGUCACCUGCCGUGGUGAAUCUGGACGUCAACGAAGGAAUGAUGAGCAUACCGGGGACACUAACGGCUACUGUGUUCAAAAGCAUGAUGGACGUCGAGGAGGGCUGGGGCACCGCGCCGAUGAGCGGGCCCAACGGUGCCAUUCCCGUCAAACUACCCCUUGUGUACUUUUUCGGUAGCUCCAAGCCAGAGGAAAAGGAUGGCAAGGUCUAUAGGGCGCAGUUAAAUAGGUUGGCACUUGCAGUCGCUGGGCGGAUCGGCCAGGACCAAGAAGCCAGGGAAGGUGGUCUCAUCAUCGAUACCCCAGGCGAGCUGACCAACACGAAAGUUGGCGCGAUUGGAUACGACAUCAUCCAGGACAUUGUUUCCGAAUUUGCCGUCUCGGCAAUCAUUUGUCUCGGCUCGGAGAGGCUGUAUAGUGACAUGGUCAAACGGUUUGACGGACAACUCACCUCGUCUCGCUCUACAGGUGGAUCGACGGGGACAAUUUCCGUCAUCAAGCUUGCAAAGUCAGGCGGCUGCGUCGACCGCGACGAAGCAUACAUGCGAGCCUUCCGGGCGGCACAAGUCAAGACGUACUUCUAUGGCAACCCACGUCUCAGCAAUGGCGUUUCGCUGCAGCCUCGGCAGCAGCAGGUCGACUUCUCCACGUUGACGGUCUGGCGGCGGAUCUCUAGCACGCCCGACCCGACGGCGACGACGUUUCCUGGCGACGAGGACGAAGAUACAUUUCUGCCUGGAGGCGGCAUGGACAAUGAGAUCGCCGCCCCUGGGGCGGGAGGUGGUCUGUCCAAGGUACCGUUGCCCUCUUCGCAGAUCUACGAACGGAUGGCGGCUCCCUAUGCCGCGAUGCGCAGUUCCAUUCUGGCUGUCAUGAACUGUGAGCCAGAAGCCGAACAAGAGACGAUUCGCGACAGCAGCGUGAUGGGCUUCUUGUACGUCACGGACACCGACGAGGCCAGGGGACGGAUCAGCGUGGUGAGCCCCGUGGCCGGUCGGGUUCCGCACCGGGCUAUAGUCUGGGCAGGCUGGCCAGAGCCUAUCUUGGGCUUGGACAAGCUGUGA